Anarrhichthys ocellatus (wolf-eel) is the source of this 3052-nucleotide messenger RNA. It is a transcript of the gene tmprss15, whose product is annotated as transmembrane serine protease 15. The annotation marks the transcript as partial. Lineage: Eukaryota; Metazoa; Chordata; Actinopteri; Perciformes; Anarhichadidae. Gene Ontology annotation, molecular function: serine-type endopeptidase activity; protein binding. Gene Ontology annotation, biological process: proteolysis. Gene Ontology annotation, cellular component: membrane. The transcript is spliced from 29 exons. The record is from RefSeq and is a predicted model, not a curated record.
AGAAACACAACAGGAAGUAGUUCAUGAAGUUGUCAGUAUGAAGCGAGCUCUGUCGUCUCUGGAGUUUCUCCUCUCCAUCGUGUCUUUACUUCUUCUCACCUGUUGUGUCGGACUGAUUGUAGUUUCAUGGAUCAGCCUGGAGACUGAAGGUGAACCAACAGUGCUCAGCGGUCGGAUGUCGAUCAUAGAAGGAGCUGUUUUCUCUGAAGAGCUGAAGAACUCCAGCAGUCUGCAGUUUAAAUCUUUGGCUUACGACAUCCAACAGCUGGUAUCGGAGGCGUUCGGUCACAGUGACAUCAGACUGGAGUUCAAGUCGUGUCACGUUUUAUACUUCAGCCGGGGCAGUGUGGUGGUGAACUUUGAUGUUUGGUUCAAUCAGCUGAUCGAUGUGAAGGAGACAGAGCAGCAGCUGGGGGCGGGGCUUCAGGAGGGCGGGGAUAAAGGAUUGGUGAUCGACAGAAACAGCAUUCAUAUCACAGAGAAACAAGACGAGACAGCUGCUCCGACAACUGUCUCACCACCUGCUGCUCCUACAAGCAUUACAACUACAACAGCUGCUCCGACAAGCGUCUCACCUACAACAGUAAAGUGUCCUCCUCACCAGACGUCAUGUGACGAUCGAUCAACGUGUGUUCUGAUCGAUCAGCUCUGUGACGGAGUCCAUGACUGUGAUGAUGACUCUGAUGAAGACGCAGCUCGCUGUGUGACGGCGUGUGACGGACAGUUCGUUCUGAGCGAUCUGAUUGGUUCCUUCAGUUCAUCAGACGUCUCAGAAACGUACAAAAACAACAGCUUUUGUCGCUGGAUCGUCAGAGUCGAUCCAGGGUUUUCUGUUCAGAUCAACUUCCACCAUUUUGAAACAGAAGAAAAUAUCGACGUUCUGAAACUUUAUGAAAACAUCGGCGCAGAGAAAUAUCUGACAGCUGAGCUCUCAGGCUCCGCCCCUCUUGGGACCGUAUGGUUGCUGACCGACCAAUCAACGGUGGAGUUUAUCUCUGAUGACUUUAACAAUCUGUCAGGGUUCAACGCCACCUACAGAGCAGCCAACCUCUCUGACCUCUCCAACGAGGAGAAGCUGACCUGUACCUUUGAGCAGGGCAUGUGUUUCUGGAGGCAGCAGCAGGACUAUGAUGAUGAUGGAGACUGGAUUCGAACCAGCGGCUCCACAUUCCCUCCACUAAGCGGCCCAAGUGUCGACCACACGCUGAGUAAUGGCUCAGGUUUCUACGUGGUCACUCCUCUGAGUCCCGGCCAAUGGCUGAAGAGCUUCAGGAUCCACAGCCUCCCUCUGACUCCUCCCACUCAGCCACUGUGUCUGAGCUUUUGGUACCACAUGUUUGGUGAAGACGUCCACCGUCUCAGAGUCUUUCUGUCUCAACCUGCUAUUUCAGUGGUGUUCCAAAGAGACGGGAACUAUGGAGACAACUGGAACUACGGCCAGGUGACCCUGAACCUGACAAAAGAGACCACGGUGGUGUUUGAAGGGCUGAAGAAAGGAGGGGUGAGGAAUGAUAUCGCUCUGGAUGACAUCACACUGACGUCUGAGCCCUGUGGCUCCGCCCCCCCAGAACCAACCAAUGUGCCUCCUCCAGCAACCCCUCCCCCUAUACCAGCUGACUGUGGAGGACCCUUUGACAUUUGGGAGCCAAACUCCACCUUCAGCUCGCCAAAUUACCCACAAUCCUAUGGAAACGAGGCUCAGUGUGUGUGGACUCUACAUGCAGGUGAGGGUCGAAACAUCCAGCUCCACUUCCUUGACUUUGAUGUCGAAGCGACCUAUGACAUCGUAGAGGUGCGAGAUGGGGCGGGGCCAAACUCCAAUUUACUUGCUGUCCUCACUGGCAGCGCCGGCCCCGCCCACGAGUUGUUCUCAUCGACCAAUCAGAUGACAGUCUGGUUCUUUACGGACGAAUCAGAUCACGGCCGAGGAUUCAGAGCCAACUUCACCUCAGGGAUCAACCUGGGGUCACCAGCUGCGUGCGCAGUCGGUCAGUUCAGGUGUCAGACAGGAAGUUGUAUCGAUGGCAACGGUCUAUGUGACGGCGAGGUCGACUGUCCCGAUGCCUCCGAUGAGGGCGACUGUGUUGUGUUGCAGGUGAACAGUUCCAGCCGUCUUCAGUUUCAACUUGUUUCCUUGCUGCUCACCGUGUGUGCUGACACCUGGAACUCUAACCUGUCUGUUUUCACCUGUCAGUACCUGGGAUACAGGUCGGGGAAAACCACACUGCUGCCGGCUCGGCCACAAGAUUCACCGUUUACAGCCAUCACGCUCACCAGUAACGGGACACUGAAUACCAGUAUCAGUGAAACCUGCGUCAGUGAAGAAGUGAUUUCUCUGAACUGUGACAACCAACCUUGUGGUACUCGUUAUGUCACUAAUGAGACGAAGGAGAUGGACCAAUCAGCAGAGAGGAAACCCGGUGAAGGUGACGUCAGAGUGGUCGGGGGGGUCGACGCUGUGAAGGGGGCGUGGCCAUGGAUAGUCUCUCUGCAGUGGAAGGGGGGUCACGUGUGUGGAGCUUCACUGAUUGAUCGAGACUGGCUGCUGACCGCUGCACAUUGUGUUUACGGGAAGAACGUCCAUCUUGAUUCGUGGUCGGCUGUUUUCGGUCUUCACUCUCAAAGUGACAGAAACUCUUUAGAGGUUCAGACCCGACGAGUCGAUCGGAUCGUCUUCAACAGAAAAUACAACAGACGAACCAAACAGGCCGACAUCGUCAUGAUGCACCUGGAUGAACCAAUCAGCUUCACUCAGCUCAUCCAGCCGCUCUGUUUACCUGCUGAAGGUCAGGACUUCACAGCUGGAACCAGAUGUUUGAUCGCUGGAUGGGGUCGAGACGCUGAGCAAGGUUCUCUCCUAGAUGUUCUCCAGGAGGCUGAGGUUCCUCUGCUGGUUCAGGAUCAGUGUCAGCUUCAGUUACCUGAGUACAACAUCACCUCCAGCAUGCUGUGUGCCGGGUACCUGGAGGGGGGGGUGGACUCCUGUCAGGGCGACUCUGGAGGUCCAUUGAUGUGUCUGGAUAACGGAUACAGGACUCUUAUUGGUCAGUCA